Lycium barbarum (goji berry) is the source of this 2172-nucleotide messenger RNA. RefSeq lists its product as uncharacterized. The transcript has 3 exons. The record is from RefSeq and is a predicted model, not a curated record. NCBI's taxonomy places the organism in Eukaryota, Viridiplantae, Streptophyta, Magnoliopsida, Solanales, Solanaceae. Bases 342 to 1340 code for a protein of 332 amino acids.
UAAAAAAUAUUUUUCUUCAGUAACAAAUACGUCCAAAAUCUCAUUCCAAAGUCAUACAAACAUCACUGUCGUAGCAUUGAUAAUCCCAAGAAGAAAAAUGCAUCCUUUUUGAGAAACUCACCAAACAACCCAUUCUUCUUUAAUUUCCACCCCAAGAACUCUGGAGCAACAGCAGUAGUUGCAGUUUUGUGAGAUAAAUUAUGAUGGAAGAGCACUCCAAGUCCAAGAAAAAAUCACACAACGUAGAGAAUCCAUAAGUUGACAAUGAAAAUAAACUCAAGUAAAAAUGACAGUGAGGUUGUGUUAUUUUGUUAGGUGGAGCAUUAAUAACAGCUGCUGCUAUGGGGUCUGCAUUCUUGAUUGCAAGAAAGGGUAGAAAAUUCACUAAGAAGAUUACAAAGAAAGAGGAGAAUGAGAAAAUUGAAGAUGAAUCAAGUAAAGGGCUUCAUUUUCUUCUUCCUGAUUCUUUUCCAUGUAUUGCACAGCAGCAACCUUCGAGCAAUGGGAUUGACAAGUUGUGUGUCAAUGGCAAUGAUUCCACCUCCUUGUUCUCCACUCCAUGCUUGAUCCAGGAUGAGAAGCCUAAGCUUCAUGUAAAACGGGACACCCUCAAUACUAUAGCUUCUGAUCAUCCAAAAGAAGAAGAAAAUUCUCCAUCUUUCGAUAAAUUGCCCGUGCACGAGAAAGAAUUGGAGUUAUCGGAGACCAAGAUUUCAUUGCUCGCUGAUCCUGAUCAGGAACUGGAUGAGGUUUCUGAAGUGAGAAUUGAGGUGAUCCAAGGAAAUGAGAGAACUGAAGUACUAGCACAUAAUGAAAGAAAAGUUUUGUUUGAGAAGAAUCAUAAUGAUGAAGGAGAAUCAAAUGAGCUGCAAAAUACUGGUAUGAUUGAGACAGAUAAUCUUGACGAGGGUCUAAUUCAAGAACAAGAAAAACAAGUCCCAGGUGAUCAAGAAACUAUCAACCACCCUGAUGAUGGUUAUUUACAAGAAACCAGCACUUGUAAUGAGCAUGAACCACUGAACUCUGCCUUUGAACAAGGAGAUCAAACCAUUAAAACUAUUGAAUUAAUGAAGGCAGCUGAUGAAGACGAGGAUAAAGACCAUAUGCAGAGUAUGUAUUUUGAAGAACAAUGUGUUGAUGCAGAAACUCAGACUAAGACUCAUCAAUUUGCCAAGAAAUGCGACCUACAAAUGCAAUUAGGUGAUGAAGAAGAGUGUGCCAAGGAGGAUGAUCAAGCAAAUUCUUGCUAUGAGGUGGCAACAUCAGAAAACAGCCACUGCAGAACUCACAGUAUGGACACGCAAAAUUUGGCAGCCUCUGAAUCAGAAAUGCCUCAAUAGAUGAUGAGCUUCCUGCUGAAGUGAUUCUAGUGAUCAAAGAAACAAAUGCAAUGGAACCUUCGGCUGGUGGAGAGCAGAGCCUAGAAACAGAACAGUUGGUUGAGAAACAAAGCUUUGAACCCCAUUUUCAGGGAAAUGAUUUGAAGGAAAAUGAAGUCAAAGAGAGUGUUUUUGUUAAUGAAGAAGCAGGAGAAGAUGACCACGACAAUGGCCUAGACAAAGAUGAUGCUGCACAGGAAGUUGAAGAUGACAUCUUGGAAGGAGCAAGAAACUCCUCUGAGCAAUCUAACAGCGAUAAACUUUGGGCAGCCGACUCAAACCAGGGACUUCUGUUGGAACUCAAAGAUGAGGUGAAUGAAGAGGAAGAAGGAACGAAAAUUGAAGAUGAACCAUGUAGUGUAGAAAACUGCAAUUUGAAAAGCACACAGAAUGAUGUCGCCACAACAAGUUGCCAACAGAGCUAUGAUGGCAAAGAUGAUUCAGCUGCAAAUUUUAUUGGCAGGUACCAGAUGAAGCUCAUGUACCUGGAUGAUGUAGCUGCAAUCACCAGAAAGAGGAGAGUGCUUGUGGGAGCACUACUAGUGCUAAUCUGGUAUGUGCUUAAAUGCAUUCUUCCUUCCGGCAUAAGCGGAUUCAAGAUUUUAGAUCAGUGAGUGCAAUAUACUACUGCAUUCACUAGAUAAUAUGUGUCAGACUAAAUAUAAAUAAAUAAAUAAAUAAAUGUAUAAUAGUUUGAGCCGAAAAGGGAUGGUGCACGGGCACAUGCUGCCUCCGAGUGGAGAAAAAUGAUGGACACGUAAAAGAAAGCGAAAUGGGGUACACAUUAUGAAGU